Leptonychotes weddellii (Weddell seal) is the source of this 6653-nucleotide messenger RNA. The record is from RefSeq and is a predicted model, not a curated record. Lineage: Eukaryota; Metazoa; Chordata; Mammalia; Carnivora; Phocidae.
GGCUGUUACCUAUUGUCGUGUAACAAAUUCCUCCUGAAAUUUAGUGGGUUAAAAUGAACAUUUAUUAUCCCAUAGUUUCUGUGGGUCUGGAAUUUGGGAGCUGCUGAGCUGGUGGUUCUGUCCCAGGGCCUCUCAUGGGAUCGUGGUCCUGAGCUUGUGGCCAGUGGGGCGGAGGUUCCAUUUUCAAGGGGUUCGGUCACUUGGCUGUUAGCAGGAGGCCUCAGUCCCUCCCCAUGUGGACCCUCCACGGGGCCGCUUGGGUGUCCUCACACCGUGGCAGCUGCUUCCCUCGGGGCCAGUGACUCACCAGGAGACGGAGAGAGAGAGAGACAGAGACAGACAGGGAGGGAGAGAGAGUGUGCCAGGUGGGAGCCGCAGUGCCUCUUAGGAAGCAGCAAAUGGUCACUUCCAGUCGAUUCUGUUUAUUAGGAGCAGGUCCCUAAGGCCCAUGCUCAAGGGGAGGGAACUGGGCUCCCAAUCAGGCAUCAAAGAAUAAUGGACAUAUUUUGAAACCAUCACCUGGGGCUAACAGUUGUGAUGGAAAAUUGAGAAAACACCAAAAAAGUAUUCUUAAGAAAAAACAUCACCCGUGGAGCCCCACCUGCAGACACCCACUUCUGACAUUUUGAUUGUAUGCUUUUCCUGCCUUUAAUUUUCUGGUCCAAGCAGUUGAAGGCCUUUUCAGGUCCUCAUGAUCAAACUGUGUGUGGGAUUUUCUGUUCUCCUUUUUUAGUGACAUUUUUUUCCUUAAUGUUUUUUCCUUAAUAUUGUGACAUAGCAUUUUACAUGCUCACGCACUCUUUAGAAGCCCGUUUUUGUUUUACCCUUUAAUUUUUUUCCAUUAAGCUUUGAGAUAACUGUAGGCUCUCAUGCUGUUGCAAGAAAUAACACAGAGGAAUUCUAUGUAUCCUUUACCCAGUUCCCCCAACGGUAAUGUCUUAAAAAACUAUAGUAAACUAUCACGACCAGGAUCUUGACAUAGUCAAGAUAUAGAACAGUUUCAUCCUACAGGGAUCCCUCAUGUUAUCCUUUGUGGUCACCCUAAUGCCCCAUGCUCCUGUCCCUAACCCUGACAACCGUUAAUCUUCUCUAUUUCUAUAAUUCUGUCAUUUCAAGAAUGCCUAGAAAUGGGAUCAUAGAGUAUGUAACUUUUGGGGAUAGGCUUUUUUCACUCCACAUCACUCUAGGGAGAUUCAUCUGGGUUUCUCUAAUGCGCCAGGAGCUCACUUGCUCCUUCCUUCCUUCCUUCCUUCCUUCCGCGAGUAGUAUUCCGUGGCAUGAUAUACCGAAGUUUACCCGCUCGCGGGUUGAAAAACAUCUGGGCCAUUUCCAGUUUUUGCCUAUUACAGGUGAAGCUGCUGUGAACCCUGGGGCACGCAGGGUUUUGUGCACGUGCCGUCUUAAUUUCUCUGGGAUAAAUGCCCAGGGGUGCAGUUGCUGGGCAGUGUGGCGAUUGUGUGUUUAGUUGUGAAAAUCAUGUUUAAUAGCAGCUUAAUUCUUCAUCAAGAGAAUAGACCAUAAUUUACUCUGUCACUGGAUACCGAUUACUUCGAAUUAAUGUGCAAUUAUAAAUGAUUUUAUACUUUGUCCUGAAAUUAUCUUUGAGUUUCUGGCUCUUUCCUUGGGGGUGGGCUCCCAUGAGUGGAGUUGCUCACUGUGGGAUGGGAGGCUCCUUCCUGUGCAUAUUGCCCAAGCAGACAUCGCUCGGUGCCCGUGACACAGGCUGUCACGCAUAGUUUACCGGGCUGGGGGGCUCAGAAUGCCCCUGGGGCUGAUGGGUUGGUGGGGCCUGGGCAGGCUUUGGGGGGCGCUGUUGGAGAGCUGCAGGGGCCCCGGGGAAGGGGGGCAGGCAGCUGGAGUGGAGCCCUGCUGCUGCCCUAACAGUUCUCUGUCAUGCGCAUCAGUGCUGGAUGCCAAGGGCCUGGCGCGGAGUUUCUUUAACCGGCUCUGGGAAGUAUGCAGCCAGUGGCAGAAGCAGGGGCCCUUGAUCGCCCGGCUUCCUCAGCGGCAGUGGCUGGUCUCCAUGCACGCCAUCCGGAAUACGCGCCGCAAGAUGGAGGACCGGCACGUGUGCCUUCCCACCUUCAACCAGCUCUUCGGCCUGUCCGACCCUGUGGACCGAGCCUACUUCGCCGUGUUUGAUGGUCACGGAGGGGUGGAUGCCGCACGGUACGCCGCCGUGCACGUGCACACCAACGUUGCCCGCCGGCCCGAGCUGCCCACAGACCCCGCCAGAGCCCUCAGAGAAGCCUUCCAGCGCACCGAUGAGAUGUUUCUCUGGAAAGCCAAGCGAGAGCGGCUGCAGAGUGGCACCACGGGGGUGUGCGCGCUCAUUGCGGGAAAGACCCUGCACGUCGCCUGGCUCGGGGACUCCCAGGUCAUCCUGGUGCAGCAGGGACAGGUGGUGAAGCUGAUGGAACCUCACAGACCUGAGCGACAAGACGAGAAGGAGCGCAUCGAGGCACUGGGCGGCUUCGUGUCUCACAUGGACUGCUGGAGAGUCAACGGGACCCUGGCCGUGUCCAGAGCCAUUGGGGACGUGUUCCAGAAGCCCUACGUGUCGGGGGAGGCGGACUCGGCCUCUCGGGAGCUGACGGGCUCUGAGGACUACCUGCUGCUGGCCUGUGAUGGCUUCUUCGACGUCGUCCCCCACCAGGAGGUCGCUGGCCUUGUCCAGAGCCACCUGGUCAGGCAGCAGGGCAGCGGGCUGCAGGUGGCUGAGGAGCUGGUGGCUGCAGCCCGGGAGCGGGGCUCCCACGACAACAUCACGGUCAUGGUGGUCUUCCUCAGGGACCCCCGAGACCUACUGACGGGCGGGACCCAGGGGGCAGGGGAUGUGCCCUCUGGCCUCUCAGAGCCAGAGACCAAUACUCCACAGAGAAGCUAGGAGGUGCAGGCCCCCUGCCCCCACCCCAGGCCCAUCCCCCUCGGAUGCCUUAGGACCAGACCAGCAGCAGCGGCGGCGGUGGGCGGGCGGGUGUCCCCCUCACAGUGUUUUCCCAGGGCCCCGAGUCCCUUGUGCUCCUUGCAUCAGUCCAUCCUGGUGGCUGCAGAACUGCCCUGGGGGGGCGGGGGGUUAUUUAUGCCCUGCUCCUGCAGGCAGUGAGAUGGCCCGGAUCUCCAAAGGAGGCCUAGGGAGGAGACCUCACCAAAGAGAUGACCUGGGAAGUGGAUUAGCUCUUCUCCAGGCUCGGCUGGGUAGGGGGCAGGACCAGAGGCCACAGGCGCGGGCCGCAGCCAGACCAAAGACGCUGGGCUUGCGCCUGGGGCAGCAGGGCACUGCAUGUGAGACCCCGGACAGACCCAGGGGCCAUGGACAUCUCCAGGUGUGUCCUGGGUGUCCGGCCCAGGUUUCUCAUUGCCUCCUCACUGGCCACGGCUGGGAGGACUCAUCUGUACAGAUGCGCCUGGCUGGUCCUGGCCUACCAAGCCGGCUUCCCGGAGUGGGGAGAACGGCCCCGUUGGGAAGGAGGGAGCACCAGGGAUCUGGUCUGCGGUGGGUGCUCGGCGGUCCCCAGCCUCCCUGGUUCCCUCCCAGCCCGCACACACCCAGGGAGGGGAAGGUCAGAAUGAUGACACGUGUGUCUUUUGUUUGUGGUCUUUUUUUUUUUCCCCAGGGAAGUCUAACUCAGAAGCAGUAUUUCAGGUUUUUGUCUUUGUUUUGUCAGUGCCAAGUUGACCUGUUGUGUCAUAUAACUUAAGCAGAGCUUAGCGUUUAUUUUAUUCUUAGAAAACUUAAGUAUUGAUUUUUUUUUUUAGAAGAAACUUCUUUUGCAGUAUUACUGAAUUUUUUUUUCUCUAAAUCAGGAUUGAAACAAAAACUUUUCCAGGUGGUGUUAAUAAGCCAUUCAAGUGCCUUAAACAGCUUUAGGUAAGGCUAGAACCUCUGGGCCUGGACGGAUUCUAACAGGCAUGUUUCCAUUUUUACAGAAGCAGGAUUUAUUUUGUUAUAGUGGCAUGAUCUUGGCUAGAAUUCUUCCCGGAUGAGUUCUUUCCGUAUCUUGUGAUUCCAUUCGCUGCUGACAGCAGAGCAGCCCCGAAGAACAUAGGCUGUGCUGUGCGGCCUGGGCCAGACCGCGGGGCUCCGGGAGAUCAGGGUGACCUCGGCCCCACCAGCCUCCCUCCACACCUGGGCCCUACUGCUCAUGUCUCUGGCUGGUGCCCAGGCUGAGGGACUGAGCUCCAUGAAGCGGACUCCUCGUUUGACUGGAAUGUCCUAGAAUGUCUUGUGUUAGUAACCAAAUUGGUUUCAUUGGGAAAUACGCUUAGAGGCCCCGGCAAGUCCGGGGGCAGCCUGGGGGCGUUGGGCUCUGUUUGGAGCCUAUCCCGCCCACCUGCCCCACAGCCCCCAAAACCCCUCCUCCUGUCUCCCGCCUGCCACAGCUGCACCCUCUGCCAUCUUGCUCUGCCCACAGCCUGACCACAUGGGGGAGAGCUCUCCAUUCCCUAGCAUGCUCUGGGCAGGUGAGGCUUGGGAGCCACGAAACUUGGGUGACUCGGGCUGCUCACAUCCAGUGAGGCAAAUAUGGCGUUGGUGUCCAGUUGGAAGUGACAGGGCUGGGUGAAGAGUCCAGGCAGAGGUCAAGGGCCCAGAGAGAGGGGUCUCUGGUGGGAGGACCCAGGCCUACAGAUCUGGGAACGGCAGUGGGUGGCUUAGCUGAGGCUUCUGGAGAAUGUCGCUGGGAGGUGGGCAGCAGGGGGAUGCUUGGCACCAGCUCCCCCAGGCUGGGAGGUCUUAUGAAGGUACUCAGAAUCCACCCGCAGUGGCCAGGCCCCAGCAAGGAGAGUGCAGGGAGGACCCUGAUCCCAGUGCACGGAGGGGAGCCUAGGCGUCCCCCCUCCCCGGACCCUGCAGCAGGAAGAGAGGGAGGCAGUGGGAGAUGCCCCCCACAGGCUUAGCCUUUACUGCUCACUCCCACAGCAGGGAUGAGGGAGCCCACAUGAUGCGGCCGAUGCCAUGCCCCAAAGCUCAAGAUUGAAGGCAUCUUAAACAUGGUCACUGCAAUUCAGAGGUUUGGUGGGAGCCAACAGUGACCUAGAAUUUUCCCACUUAAUCUGAAGGCCCCGCUGCUUUCUGGGGGUCUGAAGCCCCCUCUUCGGCCCUUCCCAGCGCAGGGCUGGUCAGAGGCAGCAUGUGGGCCUGCCCUUCACCAGCGGCCUGGCUGCCCCCGGGCAUGACCUUAGCAGAGGGCGGAAGCGUGGACUUCUGUUGUCCUCCUUUAUUUGCCAGUCGGAUCCUGUGAUUGCCACCAAGAGUGGGGCUUCACACAUGGAGCCUGGCUCUCUCUGUGUGGUGGUCUGAUUCGCGCCCUCGCUCGAGGCUCCAUAAGGAGAUCUCUCCAGGCUUGUCCCAGUGACCACCCCCCUCUGGCAGAGGCUUCUGCUGUCUGGUGCGGCUCAUCCUUGCCUGGGGGCUGAGGGAGCCCUUCUUCCUCCUGCACAGACGCCAGCUCUGUGCAAGCACCUAGGCAUAGAGGCCUCUUCCCUCUUGACUGGGGCUGGACUGGGAGCCACCGGGCGUCUUCAGCCUCUGAAAGCGCUGGCCCCUCUCCUCUCCGGGCCACGGUCCCACGAGGGCCCCAGAUCUGGAAGCCCCAAUCCCCUUCUCAAAUCCUCGCUUUGCCACUAGCUCGUUGUAUGAGCUGAGUAAGUCAUGGAGCCUCCCUGGGCCUCAGUUUCUCCUCUCUAGGGCACAGGGUUGCACCAAAGCUGUGAUUCUGGAGGGUCAAGGGCUUCCUGAGGCAAGCCUGGCGUGUCCCAGGGAGCUGCUGCCCGUGCUGGGGGAGCCCUCCCUGGCUGCUAGCAGGGAGGGGUGAUGAAGUAUUAUUACCCAUCUAUUCUUACAGUUAAGUGGGCUGGGAAAGAAUGGAGCUGCAGAUGCUGGGGUUGGGCCUUAUAUGGAACACAGAAGCUCAGAGAGCAGGCCCUGCUUUUACAGGUAGAGCUGAUUGCGAGCUAGCAGGGGUGGGAGAAGCAGACAGGGUCGGCUCCCUCCCUCCACAGGUGUGAGGCGGAAGGGCAUGGAGAGGGGCAGGGUAUAGCUGGGCUCUCCCUGACCUCGCUUGCCCUCAGCACCCAGGACGAGGAAAGGGAUGUGCUUUAGGGGGAACAGUGACGGGGGCAGGCCCCACUGGAGAUGCACAAGCUCUGUGAGGUCCCGGGCCAGCCUUUGGCCGCAGCCCUCUCUCCCCCUACUCUCCCCAGCCAGCAUGCGGCCCUCAACCCUUCCUGUGUCCCCUUACGGAUGGCCCGGCUACCUCAGCAGUAUUCCCGGGUCCUGGGGUACAGCUCCGCCGGUUCCUAGGCCUGACCCUGACAAGGGCUCAAUGGAAACCUGCUGGGCCUGUGCAAGAUAAGCUGGUUUGGGUUUGAUUCUGCCUGUCGCCCAAGGGAGGCAGCCCCAGGAGGCCUGUGCUUUUCGCCGAGGCUCUGCAGCUUUGCCAAAUGCGCCGAGCUUUGCCAUUCAUGCGCCAUGCUAGCCUUGCCAAGGGUUCAUCUGUGCAUGUCUUGGCAGGGCUCCUGGGAGAGGCGUCUUGUCCCGAGAUGGGAUGGCCAUUUUCCCUGUCUGUAGGGAUGAGUGCCCGGAUGAGGGGGCCAGAAACUCAGUCUCCUCCCAGGGGUCAAUAAGUGUCAAUAAAUCAUGAGUUCUGAAA